AUGCCUUCUCAAUCUGACCACAACUCUGGCUACCCCUACACAUGCGCCGAUGAUUACGACUUUACGACUUACUCGGGUAAUACAGCUCAAAACCAAACCAAUGGGUCUACCACCAUCCCGUCGAUUUACGUCAACCCCUCUGACGCCAAUCCUACUACUAGAGCCACGACCGAUCGGAACUGGACUCAGGCGCCCGGGGCUGGUGAAGCCAAACCUCCUUCCAAACGCGGCGUCAGCAGAUGUUCGUUCACCUCCGGAUUCACCCCCGCAUAUCUCCUCUUCACUGUCUGCACCAACCCUUACCUCACCCGUUCCACUUGGGAAUCUGCUUGCGAAUCACGAGUCACAAACGCAGAGAACGAGUGGAAAGACAAGUAUGGCCAACUCUUACAUGAUUGGAAUGACUUGGUGGGAUCGUAUGAACAGUGUGAGGCUGAGGUGGAGGGAUUGAGGAAUGAUAGUAUAACUGUUGAUAGUCGGCACGGGAGCCGGGACCGCAAGAGAUGGUCUGAUCCGGAUGAGAGGUUUGAACAAGCGUUGAAUGACCUGGAGAUUGUGGCGGGGGAUGAUGACGAGGUGUAG
Molecule: messenger RNA, 582 nt
Organism: Cryptococcus amylolentus CBS 6039
Lineage: Eukaryota; Fungi; Basidiomycota; Tremellomycetes; Tremellales; Cryptococcaceae
Exons: 2
Coding region: 1-582 (193 amino acids)
Source: RefSeq, a predicted model, not a curated record